Daphnia carinata is the source of this 1135-nucleotide messenger RNA. Its product is annotated as putative ankyrin-containing lipoprotein Lxx09580. Gene Ontology annotation, molecular function: protein binding. The record is from RefSeq and is a predicted model, not a curated record. NCBI's taxonomy places the organism in Eukaryota, Metazoa, Arthropoda, Branchiopoda, Diplostraca, Daphniidae. The transcript has 7 exons. The coding region runs from base 112 to 1020 and encodes 302 amino acids.
AUAGUUAGGGGGGAGCUGCUUUGCGUCCUCUGACGUCUUUAGUUCCAACACGAGGCGUAGUGCAUCGAAUUUUGGCUUCAACACAUCCUUGGAUCAUCUCGGACAGAAAAGAUGAGAGCCCGCAUAUCUCCAGCAGAGUUACACUUGGUGGUCAAAAUCGGACAGGCUCAGGAAGUGCGUCGAUUGUUGGCAGCCGGCGGCGAUCCCGACUCCAUCUAUAGAGGACUAACUUUGCUAGGAACGGCCGUCUCGUCUCAGGAUAGAGCUAUGGCUCAAGUGCUUUUAAGCGCAGGCGCAGACGCUAGUGUCGCGAGCCAUGGGCCGAAUGGCCGGCUCGAACCACCACUCUACACCGCUUGCAGGCUGAAAGACGACGAAUUGGCGGAAAUGCUCAUCCGAGCCGGUGCAGACUUGAAUGCGAGCGACUUCUAUGGGCACACCCCUCUAUGGGUGGCUACAAAAGGCCAAAGGCCGUUACUCGUCGCAAAGUUAUUAGCUGCUGGUUCGAGACUCGGUUCCACCGAGGAUUACUCAUGGAGCCAAUGCCCCUUGUAUUUAGCGACCAAAUACCUUGGAUACAGAGGUAGGCAUCAGUUGGCCAUGUUUCUAAUGGCGGCAGGCGCCGACCCCACGCGAAUGGAUUCUAAAGGAAGAAGCGCCAUUUACUGGAGUUUACGAAACAGAGACCACGAUCUUUUCGUAUUUAUGAUCGAUUCAUAUAAUCCUCGUUGCUGGGAUUCUAUGCUUCAACGGCGAGUAGAAGAAUUGCUUUCCGAACUACCAGACACGCAUUUGAAGAUACUCCAGAAGCAAUGGUACAAUCCGCCAAGUUUGGCCAAACAAUGCCGUCUUGUGAUUCGUCUACACCUAUUGCAAAAAUUCAACUAUCGGUCGCUGUUCCUACUCGUUCCCCGACUUCCAUUGCCCGUUGUCAUUCAGCGAUUCCUUCUACUGGAUCAAGAACUACCCGAUGAAGAAACAACCCCUUGCUUUAUGAAAGAUAUUAGUAUCAAAACUUAAUAGAGAUCAGUGUUAGUGAUUUUUAGAAAAAUCCAAUUCCAAAGUGUCGAAAGCCAAUGCAAUAUUUUGUACGAACACUGCCAAUGAAAUACAAAAUUUACCAUUUUUCUCGCGA